Zingiber officinale is the source of this 663-nucleotide messenger RNA. RefSeq lists its product as uncharacterized. Lineage: Eukaryota; Viridiplantae; Streptophyta; Magnoliopsida; Zingiberales; Zingiberaceae. The transcript has 2 exons. The record is from RefSeq and is a predicted model, not a curated record. The coding region runs from base 295 to 603 and encodes 102 amino acids.
GGAGUUUUGGCGUGGAGGGAAGCCUCCCUUGCACACUCUUAUCAUGUAGCUAGUGGAGGGGAUAACUGAAAGGAAAAGGCCCUAAAUUGCACGCCACAUUUGCACAAGAUUUUCUUCAAGGUCUAUCUUGGAAUUGAAUCUCUGUUGCCUAGAGUUGUUGCCCAAAUCCUCUUAUCCAUCGGUCAAUCCACAUAUACUGCCCCAUCCACAUGCCACUGAGUUAUUCCCCGUCCCUGGCUUCUCUGCCUAUUAAAAGCCCAUGACCAGCCAAAGAACAGGAAAGCAGAACACUUGAUGGCCGUGGAGGAAGAGUAUGAUGUCUCCUUUGCAGAGCUAAGCAAGCAGAUUUCCCUGCUUAUUAUGGAUGACGAUAAGGGCGAACUCCAUGCGCAGUUUCCUCAGCUUCCUCGACAGAUUAUCGUUCCACCGUACUAUGGAUUUGAGGCGGCCUGCAGGAGAGAGAGCAGAGGAACCGGAGUCUUCAUCCCACGGGCUGCUGUACCAAGAAGGAAGAACAAAUCAAGGAAGCCGAUUCAAGCUGACAUCGGGCAGGAAGACAGCAAAACUCCACCUGCAGGCGAUUUCCCAUGGCGCCGUCAAUGACAAUCUCUGUUCACUCGUGCUGUGUUAACGAUGUUUAAAUAAGUUUCCAACCUUUAAGUA